GGUGCUUUUUGGAGCCUGCAGCUCCAGACCCAGCGUUGGUGUCAGCGAGUAGAUCACCAGUCGACAAGCCAAGAGUGCCAGUGUUCCUCCAUCGCACAGCACUGUUAUUGAUUCAGUCCAGUGGGAGAGGGAUAGAGACAGCCCCAGACUGCCAGUGCUUCACUGUACAUCUGAAUGAGGUACUCCCAGUGUCAGCAACCAAGCAAACACAGAGGAGGAGAAGAAAAGAGAGAGGGAGGGGGAGAGAGAGCAACAGAAAGAAAAGGCAUUCAGUUAAAAGCCACGCUCGCUCGUCUCAGACCUGACUUUACAAAAGGGAAAUUUACAGAUUAAUUUGAGGUGUGAGUGCAAAGAACGAAGAUCUGACCACAUUGGAGGAUGAAUUGAAAACGUUAAAAUCCCCGGGGUAUUUAAAGCACGGCCUCUGACAAUUUGAAGACGUCGGGAAGAAUUGCUUGUGUAUAAACCUCGCUCAUCCUCAAGACCGUGGAGGAUUUUCUGUUAAAUUGCAAUAUCAGGGUGGAUCAGAUCUGAAGUGGGUCCAGGCAGCGUUGGAAAAUGUCCCACACAUCGGGGGAGAAAGGUGUGAAGCGGAAUAAUAGGAAAGCCAGCAGUUAUGAUGCCUGCCCCAGACUUUAUCUUGCCUUUAUAUUGAUAUUACUGAGCCUGACACCACAAGUGGAUUCUUCCUGGUGGUAUAUCGGAGCUCUGGGAGCACGAGUGAUCUGUGACAAUAUCCCAGGCCUGGUGAACAAACAGCGGCAGUUGUGCCAGAAGCAUCCAGAUAUCAUGCAGUCCAUUGGAGAAGGAGCCAAAGAGUGGAUCCAUGAAUGUCAGUACCAAUUCCGACACCACAGGUGGAACUGUAGCACCCUAGCCAGGGACCACACUGUAUUUGGCAAAGUAAUGUUACGUAGUAGCCGAGAGGCUGCUUUUGUCUACGCAAUUUCCUCUGCUGGUGUGGUGUACGCUAUCACACGAGCUUGCAGCCAGGGAGAACUGAACAGCUGUAAUUGUGAAUCACAUAAGAGGGACAAAGACCGGGAUCGGAGAGGGGAGUUCGACUGGGGCGGCUGCAGUGACAACAUCAACUACGGCAUCAAGUUCUCCAAAGAUUUUGUGGAUGCCAAGGAGAAGAAAGAAAAGGAUGCCAGGGCACUGAUGAACCUACACAACAACCGCUGUGGCAGGACGGCUGUGAAAAAAUUCAUGAAGCUGGAGUGUAAAUGCCAUGGUGUUAGUGGAUCCUGUACAUUAAGGACUUGUUGGUUAGCAAUGUCGGACUUUCGAAAGACUGGAGAUUACCUGCGAAAGAAAUACCACUUGGCGGUUCAGGUCACCAUGAACCAGGAUGGAACGGGUUUCACUGUCACCAACAAACACUCAGACAGGUUGAUCAAGAAUGACUUAGUAUACUUCGAGAACUCGCCCGAUUACUGUGUCAUGGAUAAAGCUGCAGGGUCUUUGGGCACAGCAGGAAGGAUGUGUAACAAGUCAUCCAAGGACACAGAUGGCUGUGAAGUGAUGUGCUGCGGCCGGGGCUAUGAUACCACUCGAGUUGUGCGAGUCACUAAGUGCGAGUGCAAGUUCCACUGGUGCUGUGCAGUAAAAUGCAAGGAGUGCCAACAGACAGUCGAUUUUCACACCUGCAAGGCUCCUAAACGCGCUGCCUGGCUUGACCAGACAUGAUCCCAGCCAGCAACGCCGCCUCAACAUGGGAUAUGCGUGAAGGCACGUGGCAUUUUGGGGAGUUGUAGUUUAGCUGCAUGGCUUUUCUUUUUAAUUAAUACCCUGUGAAGCACUAAAGAAUGGACUACACGUCCCGGGGACCAUGGUGAACCUCUGCACAUGUUCAGUAAAUCAUCGCAUAUUCCUUAUGAAUAGAGGGAAUUGCAAUACAAAGCAUAAAUCCUGAACCUUAUCAUUCGCAAUUUUAAUUGUUUUUCCCAAAUGGAACAGUGCAACUGUCUAUAAAGCGACUUUAUAAAAGUGAAGAACAAGGCUUCUGUAGUUGUCAAGUGAUGGGGACCUCCCUGUAGCACCAGCAGCAUGCGACUAAUUUCUACAAUCUGGGUUUUUGAUUAUUAUUGGUACAUCAAUGCCUUAUUAACAAGUGAAAAAGCUGCUGACCGCUUCUAACGAUCAUUCAGAAGGAUUCAAAGCUGCAUUCUGUGCAAGGAACAGGAGCCUGCACUUUCUGAAGGCAAUUGCAUAACUGUAUAUUAACAAGACAAUCUGCACUAUGAACAUUAGCUCCAAGAGGAUAGCAGUGAAAGAGAGAGAGAGACAGUGAAAGAGAGAGAGAAAGAAAGCGAGUGAGUGUGUUAGAGAGACUUGCCCGGUCAUGAUUGAUCUGUCUGUUGAUUUGAACUUAUGUCAAGAGCUACAGCCUGCAAUCUGUAACAGGAAUUCUGCAAAGACAAUAAGAAAUAAGGUUUAGCUCUGAAUUGUUGCUGCUGAUUUCAAUAGUGCAACUCACCUGAAGUUUUUUAUGAUUUAAGAAUGAUUUUUUUUUAACUGUAAUAAUUCUUACAUUGCUAUAGUAUGUUAAUGUUUGGCGAUUGGCAAGUGCAGUUCCUACAGUCACAAGCUGAUGCAAAAACAAAACUGCAUUCUACGCUGUACUGUAAUUUGAAGGCACCCCA
This is a messenger RNA of Stegostoma tigrinum, 2645 nucleotides long. It is a transcript of the gene wnt2bb, whose product is annotated as wingless-type MMTV integration site family, member 2Bb. The coding region runs from base 559 to 1689 and encodes 376 amino acids. Lineage: Eukaryota; Metazoa; Chordata; Chondrichthyes; Orectolobiformes; Stegostomatidae. Gene Ontology annotation, biological process: cell fate commitment; canonical Wnt signaling pathway; neuron differentiation. The transcript has 5 exons. Gene Ontology annotation, molecular function: frizzled binding; cytokine activity. The record is from RefSeq and is a predicted model, not a curated record. Gene Ontology annotation, cellular component: extracellular region.